UCUACACCUGAACCAUCCAUUUCUGACACCAUGAUUUACUACAGCAACUAUUACGGUGGCUAUGGGUAUGGUGGGCUUGGCUGUGGCUAUGGCUGUGGUUAUCGUGGCUAUGGAUGUGGUUAUCGUGGCUAUGGAGGCUAUGGAAAUGGCUACUGCUGCCCAUCUUGCUAUGGAAGAUAUUGGUCAUAUGGUUUCUACUGAACAAUUCUAGAGCUCACCAGAUUUGUCUGCUUGUGAAACCUGGAUUCUCAUGCUGCUCUUGUUCAUCUGAUCCUGUGUCUUCAAAAUAGCAGAAACCUAAACUAGGCUAUUAUCAAAGAACUACAGAUGCUGUCUUUCUCUGGUUCUGUUGUGCAAGAUGAUAAAGAAUAUG
Messenger RNA from Gorilla gorilla gorilla (western lowland gorilla), 373 nucleotides. It is a transcript of the gene KRTAP20-1, whose product is annotated as keratin associated protein 20-1. The coding region runs from base 31 to 201 and encodes 56 amino acids. The transcript has a single exon. The record is from RefSeq and is a predicted model, not a curated record. NCBI's taxonomy places the organism in Eukaryota, Metazoa, Chordata, Mammalia, Primates, Hominidae.